Molecule: messenger RNA, 1576 nt
Organism: Mercenaria mercenaria
Lineage: Eukaryota; Metazoa; Mollusca; Bivalvia; Venerida; Veneridae
Exons: 6
Coding region: 20-1477 (485 amino acids)
Biological process (GO): mitochondrial protein catabolic process; mitophagy by internal vacuole formation
Cellular component (GO): mitochondrial outer membrane
Source: RefSeq, a predicted model, not a curated record
UGUCUGGACGGUAUAUUUUAUGAAUUUUCAGAAAGAAACAGAUGAAGUAGAAAGACUGAGAAAAAAGCUGGAAGAAAUACAAAAGCAAAACGAAGAGCUAGAGAAAAAGCUUGUACAGAAAGAAAAACAUCAAAAUGAUAUAGGCUCAAGAUAUCUUCAAGCAAAGAAAUUGAAAACAGACUUGCAUGAUUCACAAAAAACAAUCGACAGUCUAAAACAAAAGGUACAAAUGGCAGAAAAUGAAACUAGAAGUAUAAAAGCUGAACUUACGAAACGAGAUAGACAUGAUGCUAGUUUAAAGAACGAAUUAGAAUCGUAUGGUAAUUUGGAACGUCAGUUUGACAAGAUAAAGGAAGAACUGAAGAACACAAAAGCUGAACUAGAGGAAACAAAGUCACGACUGAGUAAAUCAAUGGGUGACAAACUUACUGACAACAACCCAAACAUCGCUGAUCUUAGUGAUAAAAACAGACCUACAAAACUUGCCGAACGUUAUCAAGAAAUCUACGACAACGAAUGGACAGAUGCCUUUGAAACUCUUGAUGAAAUCUACCAGAAUGAAGAAAAAACAACAUCCAUAUUAAUCCACAUUUUGAUGGGAACGAGAGACUUUUGUGAAAGAGAAGCGGAGUAUCAGAUGGAUCAAAUACAAAAAGCAAUCAUUCAAAAUACAUCAUCGCCUGGUAGAAGAGUGCCGACCAAUGUGCAGAAGCAGUUAAAGGAAUGCAGGAAAAUUACUGCAGAGACUUCCGGCAAAUACUUAUAUCAAAAAUACAAUAAGGAACUGCUGAAUUCAAAAUCCUCUACUGCAAGACGAGCAGGACGGGUACCCGACUUUGUGGCAGCUUGUUUCAAUAUGUGCUGGUUAAUGGCUGUACAAGAUCCACCAAUUGUCUUUAGCCAAAAUGUUGACCAUGGUGACACCUUUAAUACUGAUAUGUAUAAAGCCUACACCAGAACCGGAAACAAAGUGGAUUUUGUUGUGUGGCCAGCACUUAAUCUUCAUACAAACGGACCAGUUUUGUGCAAAGGGGUAGCACAAGGAUACACGGAAGUAACAAGGCGGUCAAGAUCAGUGCCUGCUAAAAGCAGAAAGAAAAAUGAGAGUUAUGAAACGACUCCAGAAAAUGAUACGGAUACGAAAAGAGAUAUGAAACUGAAAACUAAUACUGUUGUAAUUGGUGGUCGAUCGAUUCGUACGUCCGAUGAAGGUCUAGAGAAUGAUAAAUCAACUACCAGACGAGCAGAUAAAAUUCACAGAAAUACUCCCGUUGCCAGGCAAUCACGUGCAACAUUUAAACCAAAAAAUCUUAGCUAUUAUGACAAUAACCCUCCUUCAAAUCCCAAACCAUCAGAAAAUGACGUUGAUACGUUUUGGAGAUGGAGAGAAAUGUUUGGUCCAGAAGAAGCCAGACGACUUUUAGGACAAGAUUAUGACAUAUGUCUAAAGUACCUGAAAGGACUUGGUGUUAUAUGAAACAAUUUACACCUAAAGUGAAAUAAGGAUGACCAUUGUGUUCAAUUGUAAUCAGUACGUUUACACAUUAUGAAAAAAUAAAAUAUGUAAUAAUGCUAA